This is a messenger RNA of Penicilliopsis zonata CBS 506.65, 1385 nucleotides long. RefSeq lists its product as hypothetical. The transcript is spliced from 2 exons. The record is from RefSeq and is a predicted model, not a curated record. Bases 166 to 1041 code for a protein of 291 amino acids. Lineage: Eukaryota; Fungi; Ascomycota; Eurotiomycetes; Eurotiales; Aspergillaceae.
ACACAUCUACCACAUAACCCCCAGCCUUUUCCUUUCUCUCCUCUACUCUUUAAAUCUUUGGAUCUUGUGCCUUCCUGCUCUUUUGAUCUUAUACCUCUCUCAUCUCUCUGAAUAUUAUCUCUUUAUUCAUUAACAUACCACUCAUCUAACAUCAAUCCAAUCCCCAUGGCUGACACCGACGGCACCCCGCUCCUUUGGGCAUACCAGCUGCGUCGUGAGAAUGUCUAUCUUGCCGAGCAGCUCGAGAGCACCAGCGCUGCGCUCGACUUGAACACUUCGACCGCGAACGAGCUGAAGAAGACGGUCAAGGAGCUACGGACCUGUAUCCAGAAGCUAGAAUCGGAGAACGCCACUCUCAAACUAGAGCUGGAGAGUCUGGAGGGCAGCGUGAGCAUGCACCUGGAGGACUUGGUGGCAAGGCUGCAGGAGGUUGAGCUGGAAUUCCAGCCUGGGCCGAAGAAAGCGAAGAAGUCGAACCGUCUGACCGAUUCGACCAUCAACGAUUCAGACGUUGCCAUGGUCCCUGACUCGAUGCCCUCCAACCCAUCCAUCCACCAGCCCAACGAAGGAGAACGCCCGUCCGAACCCGACAUGCGCCACCUCCUAAGCCAGAACCAGCGGACUCUCUCAGACUAUUUCUCCUUCGCAGAGAGUGUCCGCACCCAGCUACCCCCCUCCAAGCGCGAGGGAGUCCUCGUCGAAGCCUUCCUGACAGGUCUCCGGUUUCCUGGCGCGCGGCACUCGCUCGGGAUACAGCUCGACGAACAUGGUUGGACGUGGAUGGGGCUUAAGACCGCGCUGCAGCAGUUCAUGAAGCACCAGGAUAUCGGGCUGCCGAUUGGCACCAGGCCCAAAUCCAAGUCCAUGCUACACGGUAAAUCCGGCAAGGCGAGAAACGAUGCAGUUUGUCCCCCGCAGCAGCACGAGGGGAAGGAGAAUAUCAGCGUGAACAUGAAUGUCGUCGACGGGUAUGCGGCCGGCAAGACUGGGAAGAAGCGGAGACGAUGCAUCUCUAUCGUUCCCCCUGACGAGGAGUGGUGAGGGGUCUGGAUACGAAUCACGUCUUGACAUGGGAUGAUGAUAAUGAUAAUGACUUAUGGCUUAUGUUUGGCGGGGUUUAUUGUUCCUUUUUUUUUCCCUUUUCUUACUUUACGAUAUUCGGUUGAUCAUGUACUAUGUAUGUCUGUAUUUCAGCGUUCUGUGAAUAUUUACAGAUGAGAAGAUCUAAAAAACAGAGAAGGAUCUCCAUUUAGGUCUCCUUGUACUCGUAGGCGCCGGUGCUAUCCUCAACGGCGACCUCGAUUCUACCCUCGGAGAUCUCCUGGCCACCGACGGAGAUGGUGGCAGUCAUGAUAUCUCCGGAGACGACGGGGCCGACGCCCUUG